This is a messenger RNA of Carcharodon carcharias (great white shark), 2795 nucleotides long. RefSeq names its product small G protein signaling modulator 3 (gene sgsm3). The coding region runs from base 218 to 2476 and encodes 752 amino acids. The record is from RefSeq and is a predicted model, not a curated record. The transcript is spliced from 23 exons. Gene Ontology annotation, molecular function: protein binding. NCBI's taxonomy places the organism in Eukaryota, Metazoa, Chordata, Chondrichthyes, Lamniformes, Lamnidae.
CGUGUUGGGAACCGAUUCACCGGCAAAAAACUGGGAGCGAGAAAACCGGGACAACCCGGGAGAGAGAAGAGGGAGCCGCCGUCGCCGGGGGCCAAGGAGACAGGGACAUGGAGACGGGAAAUACCGCAGAGAAACAGUGCACUGAGCGGCUGAGUCAAGGAAAACACACACAUACCAGGAACUUAUAAAGCAAGAAAACCCUCUGUUCGUUGGCGAAAUGACUUCAGGGAGUUUUUCACCUUCUGGCCCGUUUACAGCAUUGACUCACAGCAUGUGGCCACAGGAUACACUGACCAAGUACUCCCAGAAGGACGAGUCGGUGGAGCAGCCAGAAAUCCGUUGUGACGAGUUUGGGUUUCGUAUAGACAAAGAAGAUGGAGCUGAACCAAAUUACAAGAGAAUUCUUGGGGUCCCACUCCCUGAAGAUCCUCAGCAGCGACUUAGAUGGCAAGCGCAUCUCGAGUUCACACACAAUCACGAUGUUGGCGAUUUGACAUGGGAUAAAAUUGAUGUGGUGUUGCCACGCUCUCAGAAACUGCGAUCCCUGGUCCUUGCAGGAAUCCCACACACCUUGAGGCCUCAGAUCUGGAUGCGGUUAUCAGGUGCUCUGCAGAAGAAGAGGAAUACGGAAACGUCAUACCGUGACAUUGCCAGAAACAGCUCCAAUGAUGGUAGCAUUGCAGCUAAACAGAUCGAGAAAGACUUGCUUCGCACAAUGCCAAGUAACACCUGCUUCUCCAACAUAAACAGUGUUGGUAUUCCAAGAUUACGGAGAAUCCUGCGUGGGCUGGCAUGGCUAUACCCUGAGAUUGGGUAUUGCCAAGGGACAGGAAUGGUUGCAGCUUGCCUGCUGCUAUUCUUGGAGGAAGAGGACGCUUUCUGGAUGAUGUGUGCCAUUAUUGAGGACCUGGUUCCUCCUUCGUAUUUCAGCACCACUCUGCUGGGUGUGCAGACAGAUCAGCGAGUUCUGCGUCAUCUAAUAGUACAGUACAUUCCCCGACUGGACAAACUUCUCCAGGAACAUGACAUCGAGCUGUCCUUGAUCACCCUGCACUGGUUCCUGACUGCAUUUGCCAGUGUUGUACACAUCAACAUUCUCCUCCGAGUCUGGGACCUAUUCUUCUGCGAGGGCUCUGUUCUCCUUUUCCAGAUCACACUGGGAAUGCUCAAGAUGAAGGAAGAAGAACUCAUCCAGUCAGAAAAUUCAGCAUCAAUCUUCAACACCUUGUCGGACAUUCCAUCACAGAUUGAAGACCCAGAGGUCCUCAUUAAGGAGUCGAUGAAGCUUGCUGGGUCAUUAACAGAUGUUAUGAUUGAAACACAGAGGAGGAAACACCUGGCUUACCUGAUUGCAGACCAGAGCCAGGUCCCACAAGCAACAAUGCCGAACUUCACAAAGAUUGUUCGACGACAGUCCCAACGCAGGAAGUCUGGACUGGGAGCUCUACUUUUCGGUGACAAUGAAGAUGCAGAGGCACUGAAGGCAAAAAACAUUAAACAGACUGAAGUAGUAGCAGAUUUACGAGAAGCCAUUCUGCAAGUAGCCCGACACUUUCAAUGCCUGGACCCCAAAAAUAGCAGCAUUCAGGAACUGACCCCAGACUACUCCAUGGAGAGCCACCAAAAGGACCAUGAGAACUAUGUUGCUGUGUCCAGGAACCGAAGGCGGAGAGCCAAGGCUCUGUUAGAUUUCGAACGACAUGAUGACGAUGAACUAGGGUUCCGAAAAAACGACAUCAUCACGAUCAUAUCUCAGAAGGAUGAGCAUUGCUGGGUUGGAGAGCUGAACGGGCUGCGAGGUUGGUUUCCUGCGAAAUUUGUGGAGGUCCUGGAUGAACGAAGUAAAGAGUACUCGGUGGCUGGAGAUGAUUCGGUAACAGAAGCAGUAACAGACCUGGUCCGGGGAUCACUCUGUCCAGCUCUCAAGGCAAUAUUUGAGCAGGGUUUGAAGAAACCAUCAAUUCUCGGUGGCCCUUGCCAUCCCUGGCUUUUUAUUGAAGAGGCUGCUGGUAAGGAGGUGGAGCGAGACUUUGAUUCGGUGUAUUCUCGACUAGUGCUGUGUAAAACAUACAGGUUGGAUGAAGAUGGGAAGGUGCUGACUCCAGAGGAACUUCUGUAUAGGGCUGUCCAGUCAGUCAACAUGAGUCACGACGCUGCACACGCACAGAUGGAUGUGAAAUUUCGGUCACUGGUAUGCAUAGGACUGAAUGAACAGGUUCUGCCAUUAUGGCUGGAGGUGCUUUGUUCCAGUAUGCAGACAGUGGAGAAAUGGUACCAGCCCUGGUCAUUCCUACGUAGUCCUGGCUGGGUCCAGAUCAAGUGUGAAUUGAGGGUUCUGUCCAGGUUUGCAUUCAGCCUUUCUCAGGACUGGGAACUGCCCACCAAGAAAGAGGACAAAGAGAAGAAGCCUCUGAAAGAUGGAGUCCAGGACAUGCUAGUGAAGCAUCAUCUCUUCAGCUGGGACAUUGAUGGUUAAAUAACUCCUCUCCUCCAAUCAAAACACUCAACGCCAAAUCUCCAUGAGCAUGUGACACUGCAGGUGCCUGUCCACAUAGCGAUCACCCAAUCAGAAUCAGGAUUUGCAAAAUGCUGUCUCGCAUCCACACAAGGAAACACUGCAUCAUCAUAACCCUGUAAAUAUUAACAUUUGGCAGCUAAUGCUAUAUCCAUAACCACCCCCCCCUCCCUGAUGCACCCUCCAACCUGCUCUCUCUCUUUUUCUAUAUAUCUCUCUUUCUCCCCUGCCCCCUCCACCCUGCUCUCUCUCUCUCUCUGCUUUCUCUCUCUCCCCCCAC